Molecule: messenger RNA, 1887 nt
Organism: Oppia nitens
Lineage: Eukaryota; Metazoa; Arthropoda; Arachnida; Sarcoptiformes; Oppiidae
Product: scoloptoxin SSD14-like
Exons: 5
Coding region: 1-1872 (623 amino acids)
Biological process (GO): glutathione catabolic process
Cellular component (GO): plasma membrane
Molecular function (GO): glutathione gamma-glutamate hydrolase
Source: RefSeq, a predicted model, not a curated record
AUGAGUGAAAAAUCUAAACUUAUUAGAGACGAAACGUUGGACAAUACGUCCAGUAAAAGAUACGGUAGUGUUAGCUAUAAAUAUACUUUAAUAGAUUCGGUUCCCAAAACUCAUUUCACGAAAAAACAAUGUAUUUUAGUGACCAUUUCAUUAAUUGUGAUCAUAAUUGCAUUUUCGGUAACUUUAAUCCUGGGUUUGCCUAAACUUCGCCAAAAGCGCAGUCAAUACUUAAAAGGAGAGUUCAUUGUCUCGGAUGCUCAAGAAGUUAGGUUUAGUUCGUCGGCAGUCGUUGUGGAUGGAGAGCCGUGCGCUGGCAUUGCAAGAGAUAUAUUAUCGCGAAAUGGUUCGGCAGUGGACGCGGCCAUCGCUUUGCUAUUUUGUGAUGAAAUAGCAAAUCCUCAGAGUUCUGGUAUUGGCGGAGGAUUUCUUAUGAUUGUUUACAACAGAGCUAACAAUACAAGCGAAGUGAUUGAUGCUCGAGAAACUGCUCCUAAAAAUGUAGAUUUUAUUAAUUUGUUAAAAAAUGAUUCAUCACUUCUUCAAUCGGACGGGCCGUCGAUAGCAAUUCCCGGACAAUUAAGAGGAAUGAUUUUGGCUCAUCAAAGAUAUGGCAAACUAAGCUGGAGUUCAUUGAUUGAGCCAUCGAUAGCAAUGGCAAGAAAUGGCAUUAAUGUCACCAAACAUUUAGAAGAGAUUUUAAUACAAUUUAAAGAUGACAUCGAAAUGAAUGAUAAUCUAAAAGAAAUAUUUAAAAAUAACGAAACCAAUAGUCUAUACAAAUCUGGGGAAAUACUCAAAAGAGAGAAAUUAGCCGAAACUCUGGAAGUGAUUGCUAAAAAUCCUGAAGAUUUUUAUAAUGGAUCAAUUGCUAGUAAACUGGUAGAAGAUAUUAAAGCUCUUAACGGUUUCAUAACACUUGAAGAUAUGAAAUCAUAUACAGUAAAAGUCCGUCAACCAAUAAAAGUGUCACUUCGUGGCGGAGACUAUACACUUCUAACUGUUCCGCCUCCGGGUAGUGGAUCAGUCGUUGCACUCAUACUCAACAUACUCAAUGAGUUUAACCACACAUGUGAUCAACAAUUGGAUGUCAACAAUAGGACAUUAGUAUUUCAUAGAUUUAUUGAGGCUUUAAAGUUUGCAUUUGGACAGAGAUUACUUUUAGGAGAUCCAGAUUUCGUUAACAAUACUGAGAUAUUAAAAAAUAUGACAUCAUUUUCAUACGCGAAAUCAAUAAAAGAAAAUAUUCAAGAAACGGCUCAACAAACAUCUUAUUAUGGGUUGACUGAACAAGUAAUCAAUGACAAUGACGAAGGAAUGGGUCAUAUAUCUGUCAUUGGGACCAAUGGAGACACCGUUUCAGUUACUUCUAGUAUUAAUUCAGUAUUUGGUUCAAAAAGCAUAUCAAAAUCGACGGGAAUUGUUCUCAACAAUGAAAUGAAAGAUUUUGCUGUCGAAGUAAAUGGUGAGCCAUCAGUGACAUCAGCUAAUGCUAUACAAGGAGGUAAGCGUCCGCUGACCUCAAUGUCCCCCACAAUCAUCGUUGACAGCAAUGGAAACACCAAAUUCGCAAUCGGAAGCAUUGGUGGCACAAGAAUUGUGUCGUCAAUCUCUCAAGUAUUAUAUCAAAUCCUAUGGGGAUGUCAUACACUUAAAGAAGCCACUGAUAUGUCACGUCUUUACUAUGAUAUCACUACCAAUACUGUCUUAUAUGAGUCUAAUUUUCCCAAAGUAUAUAUCGAUGGACUCUACCAUUUCGGCCAUUAUUUAGAGACCGAACAAUUAGUUUCAUCGGUUUAUACUAUUUUAAACACAAACUCUAGUUUUGUUACUUUCAUUGAUCACAGAAAAGGUGGCUCUAGUGAUGGCUUUUGAUUUCAUUAUUGAUUA